Pseudoliparis swirei is the source of this 1313-nucleotide messenger RNA. RefSeq names its product NADH-cytochrome b5 reductase 3-like. The record is from RefSeq and is a predicted model, not a curated record. The transcript has 9 exons. Gene Ontology annotation, cellular component: mitochondrion. Bases 100 to 999 code for a protein of 299 amino acids. Gene Ontology annotation, molecular function: oxidoreductase activity; FAD binding. NCBI's taxonomy places the organism in Eukaryota, Metazoa, Chordata, Actinopteri, Perciformes, Liparidae.
ACUGACAGCUCUCGCACCGCCGUCGCAGUUGCAGUAAACUCAUCUGGCGUUGCCUCCUGCGUUGUCAAGCAACCUGUACAGAUAAAAGACUGACAGAAAAUGCUGUCCUACAUCAUUGGUUUGAUCCGAGGCGGCGUCGAUAGCAUCAUCAACUUGAUCUUCAGACUACUCUUCUCUAAGAAGAGGCUGGCCCUCACUUUAGAGGACCCCACCAUCAAGUAUGCCCUGCGACUGUUGGACAAACAGAUUGUCAGCCAUGACACACGGAAGUUCCGCUUCGCGCUGCCCACCCCUGAACACAUCCUUGGUCUCCCCAUCGGGCAGCAUAUCUAUUUGUCUGCGAGAAUAGACGGGAAGCUGGUCGUCCGGCCGUACACGCCGGUGUCCAGUGAUGACGACAAAGGCUAUGUGGACUUGGUGGUGAAGAUUUACUUUAAAGAAGUCAAUCCUAGUUUCCCAGAGGGAGGGAAGAUGAGUCAGUUCAUGGAGAGCCUCCGGAUCAACGACACUAUUGAUUUCAGAGGGCCCAGCGGUCUUAUUGUUUACAAAGGCAAAGGCGUCUUUGCCAUCCAGCAAGAUAAAAAGUCCCCGGCUGACACGCAGACGGCGAAACAUGUUGGCAUGAUUGCCGGAGGAACAGGCAUCACGCCCAUGCUGCAGCUCAUCACCGCGGUGAUGAAGGACCCACAGGACCGGACGGUGUGUUACCUGCUGUUUGCCAACCAGACUGAGAAGGACAUCUUGUUGCGCCCGGAGUUGGAGGAGCUCCAGGUCAACAACCCGGACCGGUUCAAGCUGUGGCUCACGCUGGACCGAGCACCCGAAGACUGGGAGUACAGCCAAGGCUUCAUCGGUGAAGACAUGGUGAGGGAGCACCUGCCGCCCCCGGGCAACGACAGCAUCGUCCUGAUGUGCGGACCGCCGCCGAUGAUCGAGUUCGCCUGCAACCCCAACCUGGACAAAGUCGGCCACGCCAGCGAGCGCCGGUUCACCUUCUAGAUGGCGCUCUGCUAUAUUCACGACCCUGAGAGCACUAAAGCACCUAGUGUUGCAAAUGGGUAUUGCACUUUGUAAACAAUAUUUUUCAGAGUGCCUUAACACUUGACACGCUCUUUUUAUGCAUUGCAAUCACGAGCUUCGUUUAUAAACGGAAAUGUAUUUAAUCCAAUGUUGCUGUUUGCAUAUGCGUUUGUUCAGUCCCGCCCCCUCGUGUCACGUCAAUAUUUUCUCUGUGAUUGUGAUUCACACAAAGUCUGACAGCAGCAGCUACUUGUUUGGAUAUGCAAGAUGAAAAAUAAAAACAUCGCUCCUGA